Leptopilina heterotoma is the source of this 3343-nucleotide messenger RNA. RefSeq lists its product as uncharacterized. NCBI's taxonomy places the organism in Eukaryota, Metazoa, Arthropoda, Insecta, Hymenoptera, Figitidae. The transcript is spliced from 5 exons. The coding region runs from base 152 to 2899 and encodes 915 amino acids. The record is from RefSeq and is a predicted model, not a curated record.
AAACUCUGCAUCCCCUUUCAAAACGUAGCAAAACGUGAUCACUGUAUGAAUUUUGUCGCGUCGCCGUAUGAGUGAAAAGAGUGAAAAGUAAUUGGAAGAAUCGGAUCAUCAUUAGUUUUUGUUCACUGCGGGUUUGUGUCCUGCAGUUAAUAUGUGGAAGCAAAAACCUUUAAAUUACAAAAGAUAUCUACAACACCCAAAUGUUUCGAUUCCACGAUCUACACUUUUUAGAAGAAAAGCUUCUCAUCCUGCACAUAUAAAAGAAUAUGAGGAAUAUUUUGAUCGAUUUAAAGAUAAAUCUCAACUUUACUGUGAUAAAGGAACGCCACAAUUCGCAAUCGAAGAAGCAAUAACAGAAGAAAAUGAGGUAACGUCACAACUUGCAAACGAAGAUGUAAUAACGGAAGAAAGAAAUACAUUAACAACAGAAGAGAAAUUCCAAAUUCACGUCAAAAGGAAAAGAACAUCUUCUUUCGGAGAUUAUGGACCAAGUCAUACAACUUCUGUAAAUGAUGACAGUAAUGCAGAUGCAACAUCACUUCAUUUAAUAGUAGAUGAUAUAGAUUCUGCUGAAGAGGAAUUUCAUGUCAAAAAUCUUUUAAACGAGGUCAGUAAUGUACACUUACAAGAAAUGGAGGAGGCUUUGAACAUGACAGAUGACUUCAGUAAUGUUUUUUUCAAUAAGGAUGGAGAAAAUAAUUCACCUUUCAAAAAACUUAAUACGCUUAUCAACAAUCAUGAAUUCUCCGAAAUCAUAAGCCAACCGAUCAACAAAACUUUAGGGGAACUUUUAAUGAUACUCUUGAAAUUUGCAGUAACUCAUUCUCUAUCACUUACUGCCGUCACUCAACUAUUUUUGCUCAUAAAUUCUAUGUUUUCAUCACCCAUUUUGCCCGAAUCUCGAUAUUUAAUUAAUACAUUGUUCAAUCCGUCAAGUAACGCAACAUUUCACGGAAUGUGUCCUCAAUGUUCUUAUAUAGGUAUAUUUAAACGUUCUGACAAAUCGAUCAAAUGUACUUUUUGUGAUUUAGACGUUCAAGUUAAAAGUUCUUCUUACAAUGACUUCUUUGUUUAUUUUGACAUUAAUUCACAAAUCUCGGAAUUAGUAGAAACAAAUAGCGAUUACUACUAUAAUGUUAUGAAUCGACGAAGAUACGAAAAUAAUGUGUUUAAAGAUAUAUAUGACGGUCAAAUGUAUCGAGCGUUUGUAAAUAGUUUAGACGAUAAUGACAGGCAUCAAUAUUUAACGACUACGUUUAAUACAGAUGGUGCGCCAUUAUUCGAGAGCUCUGCUUACUCAAUAUGGCCUCUUUUUUUACAAAUUAAUGAGUUGCCGUAUCAAGUAAGAACCAAUGAAUUAAUUCUUUGCGCUUUAUGGUUUGGAAAAAGUAAACCUAAUAUGAAUGUCUUCUUAAAGCCCUUCGUUGCAAACAUGAAUAAGUUGUCUGCAGAAGGAGUCAAAUGUAAAGUAAAAGAAAAAGUGCUUUCUGUUAAAGUUUAUUCAUUAUGUUGUUGCGUGGACUCAAUUUGUAGGCCAACAAUGCAAGGUUUUUGCCAAUUCAAUGGGAAAUAUGGCUGCCCUUGGUGUUUGCAUCCUGGGCAAUGGGUGUCGAAUCCAACAACAAAAAAUGGAGGUAGUCAAAAAUAUCCAUUACUAGAUGCACCUGUUAGUAGGCGAACCGUACAAGACACGCUUCGUCACAUGGAAAUAGCAACUCCAAAUAAACCAUGUUUCGGUAUUAAACAUCCAUCCGAAUUAAUCAAUCUAAAUAAUUUUGAUAUAAUCGAUGGCUUUGUACCUGAUCCGAUGCAUAUUGUUAGCAAUGUGGGUAAACUUUUCACCCACAUUUGGUUUGGUACUAAAAGCGUGUCCUCUGCGUAUCUUACUAAAGAUAAACUUAUUGAAAUAAAUUCUAUUAUGACAAAAAUUAAAGUUCCUUGCCAAGUUGGUCGCCUUUCCCGUUCUCUGGAUGACAAAGAAUUUUGGAAGGCCAGAGAAUGGGAAAAUUGGAUUUUGUAUUACAGCAUACCAAUUAUUUCAUUAUUUUUGGAUUCGAAAUAUAUAAUGCAUUGGCUCCUUCUUGUUGAGGCUUUUUAUAUUCUAUCAAAAGAAAGGAUUACAAUUGAUGACCUGAACCAUGCAGAUAAAUUACUGCACAAGUUUGUUGCAGAUACUGAAAAUCUGUAUUCUAGUGUAGCUAUGACCUUUAAUGUUCAUAUUCUUUUACAUUUAGCCCGAAGCGUUUUUAAUUGGGGUCCGCUUUUCGCCCAUUCUUGUUACGGAUUUGAAAGUGGAAAUGGACAAUUAUUAAAAACAAUUCAUUCAGCUAAAGGCGUCCACCAUCAGGUUGCUCGACAUGUCGCUUUCAAUUUUAGUCAUUUAUUUGUAAAAAAAGCGGUUUAUGACAAUUGCUCAACAGAAAUGAAGCAUUAUUACGAUUCAUUAGGUCAUGCAAAAGUUCAAAACACAUUAAAAACUCAAAAAGCUAGAUACUUUGGUAUGAUUAGUGCUGUGGAAGACGCAUGGAAGAUAAAGUUAGAACUGUCUGAAAAUUCUGUUUGUUAUUCUAAAAUGGUAAAAAAUGGAUGUCUUUAUUUGUCAUCAGAAAGAAUCAAUCAACGAUCUGAUAAUGCAUUUGUUCUUCUUCAUAAUGGUAGUUAUGCAAACAUUUUUAAGUUUAUUGUUGAUAGAGAGUUGAACAAAGAAUAUGCGUUAGUACAAGUUUUACGGACAAAAAAUGCGUUUUCCAGAAAUCAUAGAACUUUACAGAUUAUCGAGGAAAUAGAUUCAGAAAUAACAUCGAUUUUCAUUCAUGACAUACAUAAAAUCAGCGUUUGCAUUGAUAUUCCUAACGAAAAUUGUUAUAUUUCUGCAGUACCAAAUUUAUUGUCGUAUUAGAUUAUUCUGUUUUUAACAUUGGAAAAACCUAAAUUAAUUGGAAAUUAUCUGCUAUCUUAUAUAGCAAUUGGAAUAUCGAGUUUUUAAUAAAUAUUUUAUUACUUUUUGUAUUUUUAUAUAUCUCAAAACACGUUUAAAACUUUUAUUGCGUAAAUAUGUAUUAAAUAAAGUAAGCAUAAAAGUUCUGUUUUUAAUAUACUGUGCGGUGCAUAAUGAAAAUUUCAGAUAUAUUUCUGAAUCUAUUUAAAUACUAAAAUAGUAUUUUCUUGAAAAGUUUAGAAAUUAAAAAUUUAAAGUUAUUUCAUAUGUUUUGUAAAUAUCUUUUUUGUACCUAAUGUAUUAUUAUUGUAAGAACAAUACAAAUCCGUCAGAAAAUUAUUUCUUUUUGUCAAACCGAGUUAUAUUGUGUGUAAUAAUUAAAUCUAUACUUUAAACAAUAAUGUU